Molecule: messenger RNA, 2761 nt
Organism: Salvia miltiorrhiza (redroot sage)
Lineage: Eukaryota; Viridiplantae; Streptophyta; Magnoliopsida; Lamiales; Lamiaceae
Product: ubinuclein-1-like
Exons: 12
Coding region: 210-2486 (758 amino acids)
Cellular component (GO): nucleus
Source: RefSeq, a predicted model, not a curated record
AGCAAAAGAUGUGUGCCUUUUACAGUUCUUAGUUAAUUGCUUCAACUACAGCAGUCCGCAACCGUUAAAUAGGAACCAAAGAAAAGGGGAAAAAUUAGACAACGCAAAAUCUCCCUCUCUCUGAUCAACUCCACUCCUAGGGUUUUUCCCCUAAAUUUCAAUUCUCCGGAAACCUAGCUCCCGCAAAUUGUUGGUGGAACUCUGGAUUAAUGGUCGACGCCGGCGGUUCGGAAUCGUGUUCCGGGUCAAAACCAAUGUCCACGUGCGAAUCACACGGCGACCGUCUCCGGUUCACGGUGGAGCUGCGGCCAGGAGAAACAACAAUCGUUUCGUGGAAGAAGCUUCUUAAGGAGACAACUUCCAGUAAGCCCAAUAAGCAUGGUCCUAGAGCUGCUGGCCCGUCCUCAGCGGCCAAUCAGCAGCCAGCUCCGCAGCCCCAUCCCCCUCCUACGCCACCUGCAUUGGCCUCUUCGGAGCAGCCGGCGGAGAAUGAUGUGAAGGAUGCUCAAGGUCAGGCUGGGACGAACCGUCUGAGCACCGUGAUUGAGAAAAUCGAGCGAAUGUACGCGGGUGAAGGAACUAGUGAAGACGAAGAAGUUUUUCUUGAUGAUGUGCCAGAUGAUGACGAGUAUGAUACAGAGGAUUCCUUUAUUGACGAUGCUGAGUUGGAUGAUUAUUUCCAGGUUGAUAACUCAUCAAUAAAACAUGAUGGGUUUUUUGUUAACCGUGGGAAGUUGGAGCGCAUUGAACCUACCACAUCUGCUAAACAACAGCCAAGGAAAAGGAGACGUAAAGAUGUGACAAAAACUCAAGGUGGGAAUGAAGAUGUUCAAAACCCAAAUAAACACAUCAAAUUAGGAAAUAAAGGAAGAAAAUCAUCAUCCUCAAUUGAAAGAAAUACAACUAGUCAGUUCAACUUGCAUAGUACAAAUGUGCUAGAGGCUUCUCAAGCAGACGCAGCUGGUGGUUCAAUGAAGAAGAAAACUGCAGAUAAUCAGAUUGUGAUGGAUCCUACAGGAUCAUUAGAGCGCAAGGAUGCGGACCAGCAAAAGGUCUUCCCAUCACAGAAUCACAAUAACAAAUUGAAGGACAGUAGCGAACUUCAAGAUGCUUCAGCUCAGAGGCCAAGUUGUUCACCUGUAAGCAAACCUCAGUAUGGAAAACUAAAUAAUGCUAAGGAGCUGGACCAAUCUAUUCAACAAAAAGAUAAAAGUGGACCUGUUGAAAGAUUUGACCUUAAUAUCCCUCCAAGCAGAGACUUGCCACAAAUAGCGAAGGUUGCCCACAUUCCAAGAAAAGAAGGAUCUAAUGUUAGACCAAAAAUUACAGUGCUCGACAAAGCCAUUAGAGAGUUAGAGAAGAUAGUUGCAGAAUGUAUUUACGAACCCUACUGCAAUGCUAGACCACCUUCAACGGAGGUACAGGAUCCUGAUAGUUCUUCUCAGGGAGUCAAAAGGAGAUUGUCACCUGAAAUAAAGCAGAAGCUGUCUAAAGUUGCUAGAUUAGCGCAAGCUAGCUAUGGAAAAAUACCAAAGGAUGUAAUCAAUCGUCUGAUGAGCAUCUUAGGCCACUUGAUGCAACUUCGGACACUGAAGAGAAAUCUUAGAGUGAUGGCUAAUUUGGGAUUGUCGGCUAGGAAAGAGAAGGAUGAUCGUUUGCAGAAGACAAAACAAGAAGUUGCUGAGAUGGUUAGGCAGCGGGUGCAAUAUGUGAAAUCCAAAGUAUUCGUUUUACUUGUUCAGCAACAAACUGCUAUGGAUGAUUUUCAAGAAAUUAGUCAUGAAGAAAAAGAAGCCUUGAAAAGAAAAUACAGCAUGGACGAUGCACUGGAGAACAAGAUUUGUGACUUGUAUGACCUUUAUGUUGAGAGACUAGAAGAAGAUUCAGGCCCUCCUGUGAGAAGACUUUAUGAAGAGCUUACAGCAUUAUGGCCUGGUGGAGUCAUGGACACUGAUGGAAUUAAACGUGCAAUACAUAAAGCAAAAGAUAGAAGGAGGGCAUUUGGUGGCCGACAGAGGAAUCAAGAAAAGGUUAAGAGGAAGAAGGUCUUAGCACAAAAAUUGGAGGAUACUAUCCGAAGGGAAGGUAGUGUUGUUAGUCCGGCAAUGCAUUUUCAUGAGAAAAUUUUGUUGGAGUCCCGUGACCAUGCUUCACCAUUGCUGACUAAGCUAGUCCAUAGUGCCGCUGUAUCUCUACCCGAACCUUAUGUACCAUUUCCUGUUGCAAGUGUCCCUAAUGUAGACAAGCCGAAGCAAGAGAGAGUGAAGGCUAGCCCCAACAGCAAUCCAACUGAUGCCGUGCCAGUGGAGGUACUACUUAAAAAGAAAGUAAAAAAGAAGCAAAAUAUAGAUGCAGCUGAAGCUCAGCUCCGCAUUGAGAAGGCUCCCGAGGCAGAGGAAAAGACCAAACACCAUAAGCACAUCACUGUUCCUCCUAAAUUGAACCUUCAGCCAGGUGCGCAGUCUGGAUCUGAUAACCAUAGUUGACAACGCGAUGCCUCAAUUAAACGGUUUUGAAUCACAGAUACAUGUCUUAACUUUCUUGCUUAAUGUUCCGUUUCCUGUUGUAGGUUAUUGAAGUGUAGUUUUGUAAUUAUUGUUUAUUGAAAAUGAUUCACCCUUACUAGAUUAGGAUUAAAUUAGGUCACAUUAAGAGGCGCUGACAUCCACUCUGUGGUCUUUACUCCAACUAUAGCUCACUGUAUAGACCAUUUUCAUUUUAAUUUUCAAUACAGAUAUAUGCUCCAAAUUAUUUGGAUAAA